AUGGUAAAUAUUGAGUAUUCACUCUUCCUUGGAAGAUUUUCAAUUAUUUUGGUUUUAUUGCUUCCUAUUUAGUCAUAGACAUUAAAAUUGCGAGAACCAACCAAUCUUUUAAAUCCUAUCAGAGUGCUCAGGGACCUUGAGGAAGGGAGGAUGGAAUUCAUGAAUGUGUAUUCGGCUAGAUUUUCUUGGUUGGUGAAGCGCAAUGUCGGUUUGGCCAACUGCAUGCUUUAAUCCAAAUGCCAAGUUUUUGCCUAGUGGGAGAUGGGUCCGAAAGUUGGAAAGGGAUUUCCCUGCAUAGUUAAUGGUGUUCAUUCGGACCAAUCGGGGCUAUUCCCCAGCAUGAAGCCAGGAGCUGCGCCCUGGGCUUCGGGUUUUCAUCUUGGCUAAGAGUUGACCAGAAAAUUCAACCCUUUUUAAUUUUUAAUGUUACAUAAAGUACGGCGGUGCGAUUCACUCAACUACAGGGGUGCAAGCGCACGUACUAAUCCGGCAGACGCAACCUUUGAAAGGUCGCAUACGAACUGGCGAGCAGACGAAGAGAAAAUUACGACUGGAGAUAGUCCUUGUAUAAUUGCAGCGAGCUUCUCUCUAUAAAUCUUAAUAACUAACUAGCUUUCUAUUUCGUCAUAUGCACUUGAAGUAAUGGUGUACUCUCCGUUAGCUUCGAUUAUUGAAUUAUGAGAAAGCAGUUCAACUCCUGAUUUAAUAACCAAAUUAUCCACAUCUGACUUGCACGAAGCCCUAGCUUUUCUUCACAUGGCAGAAACUAACAAAAUCCUGAUUGAUUUGUCGGAAAAUGCAUUAGAUCAUUUUCAGCUUUCAAGUGCAUGUGAAGAACUCAGUAUUGCUCAUUUUGUAGUAGAAGACUCCUUAAAGCAAUAUGGAUCAUGGACGUAUUCAGCUGUCUCUUCAAGAGAAAACUACCAAAGCUCACUCUGUGCCCUACUCAAAUUUUUCAAUUGGACUGAAGGUUUCAUUUUUAAUUCGAACCAGAAUUCAUUUCUUCGAGACUCCAUAUUUGCUCUUUCAGAAGAUUUUUCAAGUGUAAUUAUUGAGUCAAAUUCAAAAAUUGACGAAAUUAUUGCUCAUUUAGUGGCAUCUUCUGGAAAAAGCUUAUUUUAUCUGUUUACAGAUUCUUAUGAAUCGAUGAUUUUGCAGAAUGCACUUAUUUCCAGUAAGCUUAUGAUAGUAGGAAAUGGAAUUUUAUUAGGAAAAGAAAGCUAUUAUCAGACAAUUGUAGAUGGAAGCUUGGCAAUUACGGAGGCUGGGCAAGAGUUUUCGUUCUCAAAUGAAGAUUUUUUGAUGAACUCUAUCAACUUCAUUAUUUCGUUACUUAACAGCUCCUCAGUCGAAAACUCUUAUCAACUUAAGAAAAGCCUUGAUUCAGUAUGUGUUUCACAUUUCUGUAAAUCUCAGCUUUCCUUACUCCCCCUCCGUGAGUGAACAAAAACAUUGGAAAAAUUUCUAUUUUUUGCCCAAAAAACCCACCCUCCGUAAGUGAACUAAAAUUUCUCUAAUAGAAAAAAAUUUUUUAUGAAAAAAAUUGAUAUAUAAGUGAUAAUUAGUAUAAUGAAAUUUCAAGCUAAUUCUGUUUAAUUUUAAACAAAUUGCGUUUUAAAACAUAAAUUUUAUAUAUUAAAUUAAUAUUUGUUUCCCAAUUUUUGAGAAUAAGGAUUUUUUUAAAAUUUAGAAAGAAAAUUUUUCUAUAAAAUUUAUAUAUAGUUAGGGAGGAUAUCUAGCACGGGGCUUUUUUGACUUGCUUUCAAGCCAAAAAAGCCCCGUGCUUGUCAUCUCCCUAGCUAUAUAAAUGUUUUAAAAAAAAAAUUUAAACCCUCCGUGAGUGAACAAAAUGCUUUUGUUCACUCACAGAGGGGGGGUUAGUCAAUUUUCAUAAUGGAAAGAGGACUAUAGUAGGAAAUUUAAAUACAACAAAUGUCUCAAUAACAAAGCCAAUCGUUUUCUUAGGAAAUUCAGCAACCGUACCUAUAUCAUCCAAAACAAUUUUACCAAUUAGUAUAAAUGCUGGCACAAUAAACCCUGGGGGUGUGCCAGAUUUAAAUGUUCCAAUUUACGCCCGAGGCGCAUCUAUGGUAGUUUCAAUGGUAAACCAAGUAGAGUUAGACAUUCUGCGGAAUUUUCAAAUGAGUUUAUUCUUUUUCGAUUGUGGAGCCACUUCAUAUGAUCCUAUAUACGGUUAUUCCUGCUUCAAGAAAGAUAUAGAUAAAUUUGGAUUAGGGCAUGUUGGCUCUUUUCCAUCGUCAGUUGUGAUAGGAACAAUGGCGACGUUCAACCAAUUAAAUGUGACUCUUCCAGUUAUUGGCUCUUGCAACUCAGCUCCGAAAUUAAAUUCAACUGAACUUUAUCCAUGAUAUACAAGGGUGCAGCUUUCUGAUGCGCUACUAGCCACCGAUGUUGCACCUUUGAUAAAAAGUUUGGGAUGAAGGUCGUUCGCUAUACUAUAUGGCAAUGAAACUUAUGGAAUCGGCUGCUAUCAGUGGUUCAAGCAAGUUGCAGAGCAAAACGGAUUAAAUAUUCUUAAUCCUGAAGAAACAAGAGCAAUCCCGCCGGAGUUGACAAGAGAACAAUCAGCUGACUAUAUUGACGUUAUCAAAGGAAUAUACAAUUCCAAUGCAAGGUUGGUUGUAAUAUUUUUGUACUCAGGAACAACAUUUGGUUAUAUAUUAGAGCAUUUUUAUGACUUGGGUGCAAGAAAAGGAGACAUAGUUUUUGCUACUUCAUCAGGAGGCAUUAUGAUUGAAAUGGGAUUCUCGGACCAGUAUUUAUAUAAAAGAUAUGAAGUUGGAGUUCCAAUGAUGACUUUUCAAGGCUCUGUCUGAGUUGGAGAAUUCGGAAAAAGCCUUUAUGCCAAGCUUAAGACAAAAUAUGGGGCAAUCCCUAGUGAUUAUCAAUGCAAUUUUUUUGACUCAACUUAUCUCUUAGCAAAUGCCCUUGAUAGCAUGAUAAACAGAGGGCAGGACUAUACAGACCCAUAUAAGUUAAACGAGACAAUAAGAAGCAUAAAAAUUGUAGGAUGUAUGGGAGUUACUUCAAUAGCUCAUGGAAGCAACGAUAAUGAGUUUACUACUAUUACUAUUGACUCUAAUCAAGUUAUCAAUGGCACUCUAUCAAUCUAUCAUAUAGGACUAUUUAAUCCAUAUAGCGCAAAAUUAUUAACAAUAUCUCAACCAUUUAUAUAUGGAGAUAAUUCAAUAUUCAAGCCUACUGAUUUAAGGAAUGAAGACAGUGAUUGUCCUUUUCCUAGCUCUAAAGUAGUUACUUUUACAAAAGGCCGAGCUGUUGUGUUUUGUAUAUGCUUCGCUAUUGCAUUAAUCACAGCGGUGAUCACAUAUUAUAUUUGGAGACGUUGGUGGAAUGUAAAAAUUGAAACUUUGAAAGAAAAACAAGAAAUUUCAAUCCAGGAUUUUGUUGUUGGGGUCACAAUUGGGAUUGAGUUCUUUCAAAUCAUUUCAAUGGGGCCUGAUUUCUCGAAUAUUUUCGAGCUACUCUCCAAUUUCUCAAAUGCUAUUUCCUUGAAUUUAGCAAAUAUUAUUAAGCUUCAAAAUGGAGUUUUCUGGGCAGUUUGUGACUUUGUUUUGGGGCUUUGCCUACUGUGGAUAUGCUUGUGUGUGACAAUUUUAUUUCAAUUGAAUGAGCGAUAUGAUUUCCUUAUUUUUAAAUAUUUGGAUCAGUUUGGAGACUUCUUGAUGCCUUUAUUAGGAAAUUUGUGCUUUAUUCCUUUUGUAUCAGUGCUUCUAGAUAUUUUUGUCUGCGAUGAAGCAAUUGGGAAUAAUUUUACUGAUAGCUUUCUUGCAAAGGACUGCUAUCAGUUUUGCUGGAAAGAAACUCAUAUCAUUUAUGUUAUUUUGUCCAUUCUUGCCUUGAUAACUUAUGAGCCUUUGGCUGUAUUUUGCAGACCUCUUUGGCAAGAAUUUCAAAAUCAAUUGCAUGUCAAAACCUUGCCUUUGUUUUUGAUGAUAAAAACAGUGAUCCAAGUGUCAUUAAUUGUGAUGAAUAAGACCAUCAAGAGAGCUCAAUCUACAGCUCAUGCAGUUCUAUUUAUUGUCGUUAUAGCGCUGUAUACGUUAUUCAUACACAAAUAUAAGCCUUAUAAUUACCAGAGGUACAGUUGAUGGGAAUUUAUAACUCUAGUAGCUGUGCUGUGGAUUUCGAUUUUAGCUAUAAUACAUACAGUAGUUGAUGAUUCCUCGCCAGCUUGGAUAGUAACUUUGUUUGCGGGCUGAAUAAUUAUUGGAACUUAUGGAUAUUUAGUAAUGAGGAAAAAAUACCCAAGUCUUCUCUACAGAGCGAAAGGGCACGACACAAGUGCUUUAUUUCAAUUUGCUUUUACUUUUAAAAAUACAACGACAAAGAUAAGCGGCAAGAGCUUGAAUUUCAAGUCUUCUUCAAAAAUUUCUCCUGGCAGCAUCGAUAAUAAUUAA
This is a messenger RNA of Blepharisma stoltei, 4439 nucleotides long. The record is from the annotation of a GenBank genome assembly. NCBI's taxonomy places the organism in Eukaryota, Ciliophora, Heterotrichea, Heterotrichida, Blepharismidae.